This is a messenger RNA of Capsella rubella, 866 nucleotides long. Its product is annotated as zinc finger protein GIS3. Lineage: Eukaryota; Viridiplantae; Streptophyta; Magnoliopsida; Brassicales; Brassicaceae. Gene Ontology annotation, biological process: trichome morphogenesis; cytokinin-activated signaling pathway; gibberellic acid mediated signaling pathway. The record is from RefSeq and is a predicted model, not a curated record. Gene Ontology annotation, molecular function: transcription cis-regulatory region binding; DNA-binding transcription factor activity. Gene Ontology annotation, cellular component: nucleus. The coding region runs from base 46 to 801 and encodes 251 amino acids. The transcript has a single exon.
UUAUCUCUCUCUCUCUCUUUCUUUAAAGACUUGCAUAUUCUAAUAAUGGAGGAGCUAGAUUUUAGUUCUAAAACAACUACUUCUCGUUUAAAGCUAUUUGGAUUCAGUGUUGAUGGAGAAGAAGAUUUCUCCGAUCAAUCAGUCAAAACAAACCAAUCUUCCAUAUCACCUGAACGUGGCGAGUUUCCGGCGGGUUCUUCCGGAAGAAGUGGCGGCGGUGGUGCAAGAAGCCGAGGAGGAGGAGGAGGAGGAGAGCGUAAGUACGAGUGUCAGUACUGUUGUAGAGAGUUUGGUAACUCGCAAGCUUUGGGAGGUCACCAAAACGCACACAAGAAAGAGCGUCAACAGCUUAAACGCGCUCAGCUUCAAGCUACAAGAAACGCAGCCGCGAGUUACUCAAACGCUGCAUCAGCGUCGUCUCACUUCUUACGGAACCCUAUAGUCUCUGCCUUUGCUCCUCCGCCUCAUCUCUUACCAUCAUCUUCUUCCGCCGUGUCUCCUCAGCCUAUGGCAGGUCCUUGGAUGUAUCUUCCACGUGUCUCUCCUUCUCAGCUCCAGGUGUCACAUGGUUGCGUGAUCCAAGAUAGUUCCGGUGGUGGUGGUGCGGGUGCGGGUGGGUUCUCGUACGAGUAUGGUGGAGUUCGUGAGUCUGGGUUUGGGAUUGUUGGGUCUCAGAUGAGACACGUUCAGGCCCAUGGGCCGAGACCAUCGGUGAAUGGGUUUUCAAGAGAAGUGGGAACUACGUUCGAUGAUGGUUUAGGGUUGGAUUUGCAUCUCAGUCUUGCACCAGCUGGUCAUUGACAUUUUCUUUUUAAGCUCUUGUAUAUUUUCUACAUUUUUAAUUAAUUUAUUUAUUUUUAGUCUUU